Messenger RNA from Moneuplotes crassus, 1416 nucleotides. The record is from the annotation of a GenBank genome assembly. NCBI's taxonomy places the organism in Eukaryota, Ciliophora, Spirotrichea, Euplotida, Euplotidae.
UAAUAUUUUUAAAAUAAAUUUGAAUGGAGCAAAUCAAGAAAUACGAAGAAGAGGUCAAAAUUGAAGAGUAUUACGAAGACAAGAGACUCAAUGAAUACUUUUAAGAACUUACUCAAGGAAUUGAUAAUCCAUAGACCUGAGAAACCUCUUGAUUUUCUCAUUGAGAAGUUAGAAAAACCCAAGCCAGCAACAAGAGUCUUUGUAGUUGGCCCUCCAGGAAGUAAUAGAAAGGAAAUCGCUACUUCUCUUUCGGAACAUUUCUCAUGGCCAUGUAUUAGCGUUGGCAAAUUGAUCACAGACAAAAUCAAGGCAGAUGCUGGCAAAGAGACUGAAGAAGGAAGAAAAAUACAACAAAGCAGAGAAAGUUAUCAAUAUAUCGAUGAUGAGACAAUUAUCGAAAUGGUCAAGAAAGAGCUAUCCAAGCUUGAGAAAGAUGGCAGCAACUGGAUCUUGGAAGGAUUCCCAAGAACUGCCACACAAGUAGUCUCUCUACAGAAAAUUGGUAUUAUCCCAACAAGAAUUGUAGUUUUGAAUAUUAAGAAACCUACUUCACAGUUGAAGGUCAAAAAUAAUCUUAUUUCAAAUGCGACUGGGUUAUAUGGGCCAGAACUUGAAAGAGUCGCGAAUAAUGCUAUUGACGAGUAUUAUUACCACAUUAAAGCCGUGAAAGAGCUAUUUAAAGAGGCUCAAUUGAUCCAGGAGUACAAUGCCAACCAAAAUAAGGAUGAUUUAUGCAAUGAAAUCUCUGAGAUGAUUCAAAUAAGGAUAGACAACCCAUACAGGCUUCCAAGAAUUAUUGUCCUUGGACCUCCUGGAUGUGGAAAGACCUAUCAAAGCCAGAUCAUCUCUAAGCGCUUCGGAUUACAGCUAAUAAAUCUAAAAGAAUUGCUAGAUGCUGAGAUUAAGAAUAACAAAGAACAUGGGGAAGAAAUUCACGACUGUAUUGUCAAAGGAGAGAACGUGAGAGAUGACCUCAUUAUCCCAGUUGUUAAAAGAAGGCUCGCUAAAACUGAUUGUAAACUCAAUGGCUACAUUCUUGAUGGUUUCCCAAUGUCUCUAGCACAAAUAAAUCUUCUCAAAUUUAUCAACGCUAAGCCAUCAAUGGUUGUCUUGCUUGAGUGCGAUCCUGAGAAAUGUGAGGGAAGAAUUAAAGAAAGAAGAUAUGACCCCCAGACAGGAAAAAUUAUUGACAGAACUCUUGACCAGGAUAUUGAUGAAGAUAUGUACGAUAGAAUUAUCAAACUUGAGGAAGACAACGAACCAGCUAUCAAGAACAGAAGGAAAUAUUGGGAUGACUACGUCGGAACAGCAGAGUCAGCAUACAACCAGUGCUUAUUGACUGUAAAUACAGGAGAGUUAACGAUAGAUGAAGCCACUACCAAUAUUGCGGAGGCAAUAAUCAAUCCAAUCUUUUAA